Peromyscus leucopus (white-footed mouse) is the source of this 3205-nucleotide messenger RNA. RefSeq names its product solute carrier family 6 member 12 (gene Slc6a12). Gene Ontology annotation, biological process: neurotransmitter transport; sodium ion transmembrane transport. Gene Ontology annotation, cellular component: plasma membrane. Lineage: Eukaryota; Metazoa; Chordata; Mammalia; Rodentia; Cricetidae. The transcript is spliced from 15 exons. The coding region runs from base 288 to 2174 and encodes 628 amino acids. Gene Ontology annotation, molecular function: gamma-aminobutyric acid:sodium:chloride symporter activity. The record is from RefSeq and is a predicted model, not a curated record.
GAGGCCAGAGGCCAGGCUGCUGUUAUUUACAACUUACUGAAGAUCUGGACAGAAGGGCCAGCUGAGAUAGUGGCAGGUUAUAAAAAUCGAAAGGGAUUUGAGCUAUAAGGUCCUCAAUGAUGGGGUUUUAAUUACAGCUUUAGCCCUGGGUGGUGCCAGGCCAGUCUCUAACUCCUAAAAACCUGCUUUGUCCAUUGCUUUGUCUGCCGAAGACUUGGCAAGCUAGAAUCUGCUUCCUGUUGGCUCAGCCUCAUAACUCUGAGAGCAGAGUGUCACUUGAGGCAGACAUGCCAUCAGGAGCUUGGGAAGAAAGGGUCUCCCUAUCCAGUAUGGACAGAAAAGUUGCCGUCCAUGAAGAUGGCUAUCCUGUGGUCUCUUGGGUCCCUGAGGAGGGAGAGAUGAUGGACCAGAAAGGCAAGGACCAGGUGAACGAUCGAGGCCAAUGGACCAACAAGAUGGAGUUUGUGCUGUCAGUGGCUGGGGAGAUCAUCGGGCUAGGCAAUGUCUGGAGGUUUCCCUAUCUCUGCUACAAGAACGGGGGAGGAGCGUUCUUCGUGCCCUACUUCAUCUUCUUCUUCAGCUGUGGCAUCCCAGUCUUCUUCCUGGAGGUGGCCCUGGGCCAGUACAGCAGCCAGGGGAGCGUUACUGCUUGGAGGAAGAUCUGUCCCCUCCUCCAAGGCAUAGGCAUGGCGUCGGUGGUCAUUGAGUCUUACUUGAACAUCUACUACAUCAUCAUCCUCGCCUGGGCCCUCUUCUACCUGUUCAGCUCCUUCACCUCCGAGCUGCCCUGGACAACCUGCAGCAACUCCUGGAACACAGAGCAUUGUGUGGACUUCCUGAACCACUCAGCAGCCACGGGAGUGAACCACUCUGAGAACGUCACCUCGCCUGUCAUGGAAUUCUGGGAGAGACGGGUUCUGGGUAUUACAUCGGGCAUCCAUGACCUGGGGUCCCUGCGCUGGGAGCUGGCCUUGUGUCUUUUGCUCGCCUGGAUCAUCUGCUACUUCUGCAUCUGGAAGGGGGUCAAGUCCACGGGCAAGGUUGUCUAUUUCACAGCCACUUUCCCCUACCUGAUGUUGAUUAUUCUCCUCAUCCGGGGUGUCACCCUUCCUGGAGCCUACCAGGGCAUCGUCUUCUACCUGAAGCCAGACUUGCUGCGCCUCAAGGACCCCCAGGUGUGGAUGGAUGCGGGCACCCAGAUCUUCUUCUCCUUUGCCAUCUGCCAGGGGUGCCUGACGGCCCUGGGCAGCUAUAACAAGUACCACAACAACUGCUACAGGGACUCCAUAGCCCUCUGCUUCCUGAACAGUGCUACCAGCUUCGUGGCUGGGUUUGUCGUCUUCUCCAUCCUGGGCUUCAUGUCUCAAGAGCAGGGGAUACCCAUUUCUGAAGUGGCCGAGUCAGGUCCUGGUCUGGCCUUCAUUGCCUUCCCCAAAGCUGUGACGAUGAUGCCUUUGUCCCAGCUAUGGUCCUGCCUUUUCUUCAUCAUGCUCCUGUUUCUAGGGCUGGACAGCCAGUUUGUCUGUAUGGAGUGCUUGGUGACCGCCUCCAUGGACAUGUUCCCCCAGCAGCUCCGGAAGGGCGGCCGGCGUGAGUUGCUGAUCCUGGGUGUUGCAAUUGUGUGCUACUUGAUGGGGCUCCUUCUGGUCACUGAGGGCGGGAUGUACAUCUUCCAGCUCUUUGACUACUACGCCUCCAGUGGCAUAUGCCUGCUCUUCCUGUCUUUGUUUGAGGUGGUCUGCAUCGGCUGGGUAUACGGGGCAGACCGUUUCUAUGACAACGUUGAGGACAUGAUUGGCUACCGGCCAUGGCCCUUGGUGAAGAUCUCCUGGCUCUUCCUGACCCCUGGUCUUUGCCUGGCCACAUUCAUCUUCUCCUUGAGCAAGUACACACCUCUCAAAUACAACAAUGUCUACGUGUACCCUUCUUGGGGAUACUCCAUUGGAUGGCUCUUGGCUUUCUCCUCCAUGGCCUGUGUCCCACUCUACAUCAUCAUCAGCCUUCUGCAGACCCAGGGUUCCUUCAAGAAGCGCCUUCAAAGACUCAUCACACCGGACCCCAGUCUGCCCCAGCCGGGGCGGCGUCCACCUCAGGAUGGCACUUCUGCUCAGAACUGUUCGCCCUCGCCAGCUAAGCGAGAACUCAUUGCCUGGGAGAAGGAGACACAUUUGUAGGACGUGCCAGAGGCCAGGUGGCUCCAGAGCCAGGGACCUGGUCCAGGCUACCUCCUCCCAGGGAUAACCUCCGCCUCCAGCUUGUUGAGACCAUGGAGGUCUCUGGACACCCCCUGCCAGGAGCCACUCUUCUGUUCAGUUGGAGCAGCUUGUCACUUCUCAAUCCUUCCCACCCGUGCUCCAGGAAGCUGUGUUUGCCGUGCACUUUGAACUCAAAACCCUGACUUUUUGGAUUAAAAACUGAGAACCAGACAAAGUGAUGUUUUCAAGUUCACACAGCUUGUCAGAGCCCGAGACCCUCCGCUACUCCUGUGCUGGGGCUUGUGAACCUCCGGACUCACCCCUGCCUCAGCUAACAAGCCUGUAUGGAUCACCUGCCACUGCACACGUGCCUCUUCCUUGUAUCCACUUCAGCUGUUUUGUGGGAGGGAGGUCACCUCUACGCAGGCGCUCUGGGAUGGGGAUGGACCUCGUUAAGUUCCUUUCUAGCCUCUACCUACCAGACGUCUCCCACCUUCUCUUCCUGGGUAGUAGGUCUGCAGGCAGGAACUGCCCUCUCCCCUCCCCCCAACAUACACAAUACACACACACACACACACACACACACACACACACACACACACACACACACACACAUGCACGCACGCGCGCACGCAUGCACGCACAUGCACACUUUCCUCUUUUCCCUACCUACUCUUCCUCUGGUCCCUUCCCAACCAUUUCUUCCCACUUGCCAACUCAUAUAACAUAGCCUCUGGCUUCUGAGGCUUCCAGGAAGGUAGGAGAUGGAUGAGUUCAUGGUGGGCUUUCAGAAGAGAAGGAAAGAGAGGGAAUAGGGCACCCAGGACACUGGGCACAGGACCCCACACCCAAGAAAGGAUGCAGAGAUAAGCAUCACCCAAAGACAAUGCCCAGUGGCUAGAGUAACAGUCCAUGGCCUGGCCAGUGUGGCUCUAUUCAGACAGCCUCCAGGCCGUCGUCCCGAGCAUCCUCAGGCCAUCCUCCGAGUAUCCUCACGUUCACCCAGCUCU